AUGACUACUACUGUCCCUAUAAUCUACUCGUUUCCCGAGUUUCUUGGAGUGGCCGAAGCUGUGGCCGACUUGAUUAUUUCAUCCCAGAAUCAGACUUUAUACAACACAACCGAUCUAAAACAAAUUGAAUUGAUCAAAGCAGGUCAGCUAAAACGUCCAUCCGUAAACAAGACAAAUAGUUCGCUUUCCAUUGCACUCGGUCAGUCUCAGGGUGGAAACGGAAACGGAAACGGAAACGGAAACGGCAUUGGUAAUAGCAAUGGUAAUGGUAUCGGAUCCACUGGAAGUAGUGGUGCCACAUUGAGUGCCAGCAAUACCCAGUCGGCAUCGUCAUCAUCUAACUUGGACCCUGAAGCAGCAGCAGCAGCAUCUUCCACAAACUUGGCUGCCAACAACAAGAUCAAAAAGGAGAAGAAGAUUUUGAAAAAGCAAGAAAUAAGAUUCAAGAUUGCCAUCAGUGGUGGAUCCUUGAUCAAAAUCUUGAAUCAAGGUUUAUUAACAAGACAAGAGUUUAUCGAAUGGGACAAGUGGGACAUUUAUUUCGCUGAUGAAAGAUUGGUACCGUUCGAUAGCCCCGACUCAAAUUAUGGACAAGCUAAAUUGGAGAUAUUUGACCAUAUUAAGGGAGAUAAACAACCACGCGUUUUCCACAUUGAUGAAUCCUUGAUUGAUGAUCCUCAAGAAGCUGCUGAUGAUUAUGAAAAACAAUUGAUACAACAAUUUGCCAAGAAGGAUUCAGUCAAAUUGCCCAUGUUUGAUUUAUUAUUGUUGGGUUGUGCUCCAGAUGGCCACAUUGCGUCAUUGUUCCCCAAUCAUGGCGAAAGCUUGAGAGAGAAAUUGGCAUGGUGUAUACCUGUUUCCAAUGCACCACUGGGUCCAUCCAAUAGAAUCACUUUAACUAUCCCCGUGAUAUGUCAUGCUGCGAGAGUUGCCUUUGUGGUGGAAGGGUUGACGAAAGCUCCAAUUAUCAAGACGAUUAUGGAGAGACCUGAAAAAGGGUUGCCUAGUUCGAUUGUGAAUGAAGGUGCUGCUGGAAGAGUUAGUUGGUUUGUUGAUGAUGCUGCAUUGAAUGACUUGUACGAUAUCACAAAGAAGAAGUACAAGUAUUUGUCCAUACCUGAACCAACCCACUGA
Messenger RNA from Lodderomyces theae, 1134 nucleotides. RefSeq lists its product as uncharacterized. Gene Ontology annotation, biological process: carbohydrate metabolic process; pentose-phosphate shunt. The transcript has a single exon. Bases 1 to 1134 code for a protein of 377 amino acids. Gene Ontology annotation, molecular function: 6-phosphogluconolactonase activity. The record is from RefSeq and is a predicted model, not a curated record. Lineage: Eukaryota; Fungi; Ascomycota; Pichiomycetes; Serinales; Debaryomycetaceae.